UUAAGUAAUUGAAAUAUAAUAAUGGAUGCUAUUCAGUGCGAUGAAGCUAUAUCCUUAACAAGUGGGAUCUCAAGCAGAAGCAAAGGAAGCAAAAGAUAUUGAUUUAAGACUCCAGGAGGUAAAAUGAUCUAUGCCUACGGAGGGAGCGAUACUGACUCCUAUAUGAUCCCUAACAGUGAAGGGGAUGAUGAAGGUGGUGACAACCAAUACUUUAGCAAUUCUGGUGGACAAGGCAGAGAGUAUAAUUUAAGGUAUCUUGAAAGCAAUAUUGACUUUCCUCCUGAACAUGACAUCAAUCCAAUUGAUAUGUAUGAGAUUAACAAAAGAAUAUUUACUAUAUUCAGCAUUAUCCUAAUCAUUUUGAAUACUCUGUGCAGCUAUGUUGCAUUGUCAACCACAAAAAGUGUACUUGCCAAUAUUAUGAUGACUUCUUCAGUAACUUCAGUGCCUUCCGGAUUUAUUGUGUUCAUAAACACCUGACUGGUUAUAGACAUCUUCAUCUCCUUAUCAAUCUUCAUCACAGGAAUGUUAUCAAUCAUCAGUAACAAAUCGAAGAUCUUCAAUGUGCUUUCAGGUUUGACCAUUGUCUCUAUGACCUCUGUGAUAUUCCUCUCAUAUGUGCACCAAGUCUACUUGUUGGCAUUCAUUCUGAGAAUUAUGUACUAUAUCUACACUAGAUAUGUGAUCUCCCUGCUGCACACAAUCUUGUUAGAGCCUUUACAGAGGCAGAUAGCUUAAUAUCCCUUCAUUCAAUAUUCUGAAUAAAA
This is a messenger RNA of Moneuplotes crassus, 767 nucleotides long. The record is from the annotation of a GenBank genome assembly. Lineage: Eukaryota; Ciliophora; Spirotrichea; Euplotida; Euplotidae.